Molecule: messenger RNA, 1032 nt
Organism: Oppia nitens
Lineage: Eukaryota; Metazoa; Arthropoda; Arachnida; Sarcoptiformes; Oppiidae
Product: histone-lysine N-methyltransferase SETMAR-like
Exons: 1
Coding region: 1-1032 (343 amino acids)
Molecular function (GO): nucleic acid binding
Source: RefSeq, a predicted model, not a curated record
AUGGCCGUUUCCGCGAAUGACAUCCAUAUCCGACACAUCAUGUUAUUUGAUUUUCGCGGUGGAUUAAGUGCUGCUGAGACCGCUCGACAUAUCAAUGGCGUGUAUCCUGAAGUGGUCACCGAUAGGACUGUACGGCGAUGGUUUCAAAGAUUCGGAAGCGGUAACUUUGAUUUGGAAGACAAACAAAGACCCGGUGCAUCACCAAAGAUAUCCGAGGAUAAUCUGGCAAAAAUGAUUGAAGAAAAUCCAAAGUUGACAUGUCAAGAGUUGGCCAACAUAUUUGACUUGCAUUACAACACAGUUUUGAGUCAUUUGCAUUCAAUUGGCAAAAGAUACAGAGCCGGGAAAUGGACACCACAUGAAUUGACACCCGAACAAAAAACAUAUCGUGAUACUGUCUGCGAAUCUUUGCUUUUACGUAACAACAAUUUGGCAUUUCUUGACCGAAUUGUAACUGGUGAUGAGAAGUGGUGUCUAUACAUCAAUGUCACCCGAAAAGGUCAAUGGUUAAGCAAAGGAGAAAAGGCAGUUCCGACUCCAAGAGCAGAUUUGCACCAAAAAAAGGUUAUGCUUUGUGUUUGGUGGAAUAUUAAGGGUAUUGUUCACUGGGAACUGUUGAAUGUUGGCCAAACCGUAAACUCGGACCUCUAUUGUCAACAAUUAGAAAGAGUCAAGUCUUCUCUGACUAAAUUGUGGCCAGCAUUGGUCAACAGAAAAGGUGUUAUCUUUCAUCACGAUAAUGCCAGACCACAUGUCGCAAAUAUUACCCGAGAAAAACUAAAGGAGUUUGGAUGGGAAGUCAUGCUUCACCCACCGUAUAGCCCAGAUAUUGCUCCAACUGAUUACCAUCUGUUUUUGGCUCUUCAAAAUUAUUUGGACGAUAAUCGCUUCCAAAACAAAGAUGAGGUCGAAAAUGCCAUCAAAAUAUUUUUUGCCAAAAAAGAGCAGAAGACAUAUUUGGAAGCCAUUGAAAAGUUACCCACACGUUGGGCAAGAAUUAUCGAAACUGGUGGCGAAUAUUAUGAUAAUUAA